AUAGAAGAUAGUAAUGCCGUACUUAUAUUUGUACUCUGCAUUUAUAUACCAUUGGACAUUGUAAUUAUUGCCGGGAAUACGUUCGUUCUUGUAGUGAUUCGACGAACACCGAGUCUGCACAACAUUCAGUUUGAGUUACUAGCAUGUCUGGCCUUUGUUGAUCUUCUUUCUGGUAUUGUUGGUGUUCCGUUGAGCAUAUGGGGAAAUAUAACACGGCAGUCGCUAUAUCUUGUAGUUGAAGACUGUGAAUUGCAGUACAUCCCAGGCAAAAUACUCUUCGCUACAUCGUUUUGGCAUCUACUUAUGAUAACUGUAGAUCGAUACAUUGCAGUGAUGAAACCUCUGAUCUACCCCAAAUUGGUCACGCGAAACAGAAUACGAAAAUGUGUGGCCGUAUCUUGGGUAUGUGGGACGUUGUUUGGUUUGCUCUAUCUGAUUCCAAAAAUCGAACGUCGUGAAGAAAAAUAUUUCUGCUUUAAAACUUCAAAAAUGUUAGGUUCAAUUGCAUUGCUCCUGGCUGUGUUACUUGGCACUGCAAUGAUGGUGUUCAUGUACGUGUGUAUUUUCAAAGAGGCAAAGAAGCAACAACGUAAAAUUGUAAAAGCAAGCGCAAACAAAGCCGAGUUUCGAAGGAAGUUUAAAGGGGCGAAAACGGCAUUUAUCGUCGUUGCAUUCUUUCUUAUGUACUAUAUACCUCAUGUUAUACGCAUACUACUUGGCAAAAUAGUGGAACACGAGAACCUGUUCUGGAUGGAGUGGCUAGCAGAAAUAUGUACCACAUCUAGCCUGGCUAUUAAUCCCAUAAUCUAUGUUUGCCGCUACAAAUGUUUCGCUAGAUGCUUUCGUAAAAUAUUUAGAUUUCAGUUUGUUUAACAAAAUUGCAAGAGGGUCUGAGAGUUGACAAAAUGAAAUUACACGAGAUCGUAUAUGUCCACUGGUUGUGGAUUAUACGAAUGUGGCCCUACGGAGGCUACGCACUUCACAUAGAUUUGAUUUCCCACAAAGAAAAACAUAUUUCCGACACGCACGGUAAAGCAAUUUUAAAUGUGGGUGUUCAAUGAUUCUAUACUCAAUUACUUCCUGAAAAGGUCUAGUUCGAGUAACCAACUUUGCUACGAAAGAAACUGAUAUUAAUAUCGAGAAUACGACAGGGAUGAUCGUUCGUUGUUUCGAUAUCGUACCGUAAUUUUGUUGGCAUCAAUUUGCAAUUUCUAACAGGGAAUAGCAUUGCACUAUGUAUGGAAUACAGUAUAGUUAGACAACUCGAUGGACAAGCCACAUACAUCCAGACAUUCUCCUAGAAUCACACCUUUAUUUCAGACAGGAAUAAACUAAUUAUAUGGAGAUGCUACUACAUGAACCACGCCUGGAGGAACAGACCUGAAAUACAGAACCGGAGGGCCGCGCCAGCGCCAGGAAACGCCUAAAUUGUCAUUUUUCGGGGGGAUUUGCUUUGCACCUUGGAACACUUUCGAGAAGUUUUGAGCAACGCCCGUCCACGUCACUUUUUUCGUCUGGUACACAGGCCCCCAGUCGUGGACAUCGGAACCCCUCCCCCUCGACAAAUCCUGGCACUACCCCCUGUUAAAGCGUGGGCUAUUUGAGCUAAACCAGGGAGCCUACGGUGGUUUUAUUAAAGUUAAAACGCAUGUAGACUUGGCCUAUACCAGAAGAAACAAUUCCGGUUUAAAGAAAGUGUUACUUGUCCAUUGCGUGCCAUAUGUUUAUUGUUUUAGAGUUUUAGGUUAGUAGCAACAUAGGUGAACCGACUGUAAAAACAAGACCAUCAGAGGAUGGAGGCAGACUAUUAUAUAAACAAGAGGAAUGAUUAAUGAAUCGCUUCUCAUUAUUAUAGGCCAGAUUUCAGUAAGUGUAAUUCCAAAUAGACCUGACCUUGGGACUGGUGUAUUAUUCCUCAGAUAACUUUUAGUAAAACAACAUAAUAAUUAGUACGGUAUAUAUGUUUAUUAUUAGUAUAGGCCUAAGGAUUAUUAAGUGGUAUUAUAGUCGAAAAAUCUUGUUUCUUGUAAAGUUUAAAGUAUAGGCCUAUCUUUUUUGCUGAAUAUACUUUGAUUUUAAUCUUUGAAUUGCUUGUUUUUAAGGAUAUAUUUAUUUGGUAUGGAGUUUCCCUUCAUUAGGGAUAACAAGUUUAUUUUAUUGUUUUUAAAAAAGUUCAAACCCCUCAUAGGGGUUUGAACCUAAAACUUGACGAUUACCGUUCAGUCAACUUUGUAGGCCUAUAGAGUAAAUUUUAAGUUUCAAUUUAAAAGUAAAAAUAUUCCCCUCUUGAAACGGUCAGAUAAGCGUUCUCAAUCUUAUUACAGUAAAUAUGCCUAUUAUGUGUGUGUACAUUCAAACACAUUGAGUACCCCGGUAGUUGCAUACGUAUUCUUUUUUUUUCCAUGAGAAAGUGAAGCCCAGGAAAAUCUUGAUUCCUAGAUGGUGGGAAAUGAGCUUUCCCGACUUCUAAUUUUCCAUUGUAAUAAAAAAGAAUUCAGCUAACAGGUCCUUAAAAGGCAGGUCUAGAUUUUUUUUUUGCUUAGCAGCCCAAGGGGGAGGGGGAAGGACCCCUCAGAUACGCCAAUGCUCCUCCCAACUCCUAACGGCAAUCCAGAACACGGCACUUAUUAAUACUAUUCUUGGAAAUUUAUUUUUUUAUUUUUAAUGUAAUUAAAUGUGUUCUCGAUGUGAAUUUCUUCUUUUCCUAAUGAAUGUAUAUAUGAAUCUUAUUUUUAAUUACCAAAUAUUGAACCCAUAUUUUAUCACUUUUUGCCAAUUCUUUACCCAAUUGAUGUAGGCCUAUAUAAAAUUUAUUAAUUAUAAACAAUUUUAAUUUUUUAUAUUUUUUAUGCGAUAUUCUUCAUGUUUA
This is a messenger RNA of Anneissia japonica, 2869 nucleotides long. RefSeq names its product trace amine-associated receptor 9-like. NCBI's taxonomy places the organism in Eukaryota, Metazoa, Echinodermata, Crinoidea, Comatulida, Comatulidae. The transcript has a single exon. Gene Ontology annotation, biological process: G protein-coupled receptor signaling pathway. The annotation marks the transcript as partial. Gene Ontology annotation, molecular function: G protein-coupled receptor activity. The record is from RefSeq and is a predicted model, not a curated record. Gene Ontology annotation, cellular component: membrane.